AUGUAUUCAACAUUGCCUAUAAGGAAUUUGGUUAUAGAGGAAAAUGGGGAUUUUUUCAAUCAUCAUAUGAAUCAUAAUCUUCAGGCUUCUCUUUCAGUUGAUGGUACAAAUUUGCCUGGUGAUUCUUGUUUAGUUUUAUCAACUGAUCCUAAGCCUCGUCUUAGGUGGACAACUGAGCUCCAUGAAAGGUUUGUUGAUGCUGUUACUCAACUUGGUGGUCCUGAGAAAGCAACACCAAAAACAAUUAUGAGAACAAUGGGGGUGAAAGGUCUGACCUUAUACCAUUUGAAGUCACAUCUCCAGAAAUACCGCAUGGGGAAGCAAUCUGCUAAAGAGGCAACCGAGAAUUCUAAAGAUGUAUCAUGUCCGGCUGAGAGUCAAGAGACAGGUUCCUCUACAUCAGGUUCAUCCAGAGUUAUUGUGCAAGAUAUAAAUGAAGGCUUACAAGUAACGGAGGCUUUACGAGUACAGAUGGAAGUCCAGCAAAGACUACAUGAGCAGCUAGAGGUACAACGCCAUCUACAGCUUCGUAUAGAGGCACAAGGAAAAUACUUGCAAUCAAUUCUCGAAAAGGCUUGUAAAGCUUUCAAUAGCCAGUCCCUCGAAUUGAAUGGCCUAGAAAUGAACAGGGAAGAGCUCUCUGAAUUAGCAUUCAUCAAUGGCCCUUCAUUACCUGAUAUUGGACCGAGUUUUGAGAACAAGAAUGCAUGUAACAUCCCUGCCAUGCUAGGCGAUUGCUUGCUUGACGACUGCUUGCCAUCAAAUGGAAUCAGUUCUCUAAAGAAGAGACCGCGAGGUUUUACUAACGUUAAUGGAUUACCUAUGGAGAGCAAUACAAGGGAGGUGGAAUGGAUGAUGAGUAAUAUAUGAACAAAAGAUGUAAUUUUUACCAACUUUUCUACCUAUCAUGUUUGAUCCAAGAUCAAACAAUGUUGUUGCAAAUGUUUGUUUUAUUACCUUUAGUUUAAGUACCUUUUUAUUAGAAAUGAAGAUCCAGUUGAAACCUUCACUUAGCAUUCUUGUGUGAAGUGAUUGUUCAAUAUGGAAUUUGGAAUUCUAAUACAACUAUAGUAUAUAUAUAUUUCUUCUAUAUUCCCUGUA
This is a messenger RNA of Solanum lycopersicum (tomato), 1101 nucleotides long. RefSeq names its product protein PHR1-LIKE 3-like. Lineage: Eukaryota; Viridiplantae; Streptophyta; Magnoliopsida; Solanales; Solanaceae. The record is from RefSeq and is a predicted model, not a curated record. Gene Ontology annotation, molecular function: DNA-binding transcription factor activity; DNA binding.